UCCCUAUCUGCAAGUUGGUGCUGCUGCAGGAUACAUGCAGCUGUAAAUAGUGUGUUCUUGCUUCUUUCUCCCUCCCUCCCUUCUCCUUCUCUUGUCUAUCCAUCUGUCCUCCUAGCUGCAGUCUGCAUCCUGUGCCCACUGAUGAUGAUGAAGAUGAUGAUGCUGCUGCUGAGCAACAGCGUUCUCUCCUCCAUCAAGGAAUGAUGACAUCUUUCUGCUCGUGCUGCAGCGCGGAUGGAUAAAUGAGAUAAAAAAGAGUACGCAGAAGAGGAAGAAACAGGAAAUAGUGGAGUGAGGGGUUAAAAGAUUGCCCCCCAAAAAAAGAGAGAGGAGAGUUUGAAUGGCGAGUGUAGACAACAGAGAGUGCUGCAGUAGAAUGAGGGUCAGGGAGGAAUUGAGCUGCCACCCUUCUGCACCCGACACAGGAUCCAUCGCAGGCGCCGCUCGCUCCUCUCCCUGAAGGGGCCGACAGGAGGGAUCCACCGUGGAGGCGAGAAGGAGACGAAGGAGGGGGGCGGAGGUGGAGAACACCAGAGGUUCUACUACACACAAGAUGGCUGCUGUGUCCUCUGCCUCUGACACUGUUUCGACAGGGGACCAGAGGGGUCGUCACCCCCCUGAGCGCAGACUGCUCAUCCUCGGGGGUCCAAAAUCUGGCAAGACCUCCUCAGCCAACACCAUCCUGGGGGAGGAAGUCUUUGACGCGGGGACGGAGACUACUCACAGCAACGUGGGUCAGACGGAGAUCUUCGGCCGUCGGGUCACGGUGGUGGACACACCCCCGUGGGUCAUCCCCAGUGACGCGGAGGACGACACCGAAGCGGACGAUAACGGGAACACAGUCGCGGAGUCGGAUAGCCCGUCGAGGCCCCCGCCCAGCCUGGAUAGCGAGGGCCCCUGCAUGGGGGCGAUCCUGUGCCCCCCCGGCCCGCACGCCAUCCUGCUGGUAGUGUCCGUCACUCAGCCUUUCACAGACACUGAGAGGAGGGCCGCCGAGGAGCAGCUAGGGGCCCUGGGGGGAGGAACCUGGAGAUACUCCAUGGUGCUCUUCACUGGGGUAGACAAGCUGCAGAAGGGGGUCUUCAUUGAGGAGCACAUCGCAAACACUGGAGAGAGCCUCCAGUGGCUGGUGGAGAGAUGUGGAAGCAGGUAUCACGCUUUCGACAACAACUGGAAAGAAACGGAGGACACCACACAGGUACCUGAACUGAUGGAGAAGGUGGAGGAAAUGAUCACCGACAACCAAGGCUGGUACUUUGAGGUGAACGAACUGAUUCUUCUGGAGGAGGAGCAGGCGAGGCGAGCACUGGAGGAGGAGAGAAUGAGGAUGGAGGAGCACGCCAGACAGAGGGAGCAGAUGAUUGGAGGACCUCCAAGAGAAUUGAGGUUGCUGUUGUUGGGCUGGAAGGGUGUUGGAAAAAGCUCCGUGGGGAACUCCAUCCUGGGUCGUCGGUACUUUGAGUCAGGCCAGGAGACCGACCUCUGCCUCCGGAGGCAGGCGCUCGUGUCCGGUCGCAGGGUAACCAUAGUGGACACCCCGGGCUGGGACUGGUUCUCAGUGCGGCGUACCCCCAAGCGCAUCCGCCAGGAGUCGCAGCGUGGCGCCGCCCUCCUGCGACCCGGACCCCACACUCUGUUACUGGUUCUCCCGGUGGUCUCCUCCCUCACGGCCAGGAAGAGGAGAACGCUUCUGUCCCACAUUGAGACCCUUUUCGGUGACGGCGCCUGCCUCCACACCAUGGUACUGUUCAGUUGUGGCGACUGGCUGGGCCGCACGCCCAUUGAGGAGCACAUACUCAGAGGGGGCCGGGAGCUGCAAAGACUGCUUGAGUACUGUGGGAACUAUUACCACGUCCUGGACAGUAAGAUCCCCGGCAAGGACAGGAGCGUCUCAAACCUCCUGGAUAGGAUUGAGGAGAUGAUCAGGGAGAACGGUGACAAGGCCUUCCUUCCUGUGCAGACUGAGUGGCUGAGCGAGGAGAGCUCCUACUCGUCCGACAACACCGAGCCCGAGGACGACUGUCGAGGAUGCGAGCUGCAGUGAUGAAGGGUGAAGAAAGCAAAGUGGCCCUGUGUAAAUGUGUGUGUGUUUUACUGUUAUUUUUGAGUAUCCAGUAGGCCCAAACAUAACCUUAUGUACCUUUAACCUCAUCUAGAUAUUUAUUCUAGACCGUUGUAGGAAAUAGAGGGUAUUGGUGAGUAGCAAUGGUUGCUUGGAUGUAAAAGACACCUUUCUGAGCUGUUUAUGAAUAUAUUUUAUGAAUAUAUUUACACGGUUAAGACUCGUGAGUUGAAAGUCUGCAUUAUAAAUCUAAUCCGUUUAACAACACGAAGGGGAUUUGUUUAAGAUGACAUUAUCUGAAGCAGGCAGCUUGGGAGCGUUUCCUUCUCUUUUGCGCAUUUAAAUUGAUUUUUUAUUUUUUUUUACAUGCCUUGGAUCAAACGCUUCAGAGAAAACGCUGUCGAAAGAAAAACAUUGAAUACCAAAUCAAAACACGGGCAUCGUGCCAAUAGAUGAAAAACGUCUGCCAAUGUUAAUUUGAAGCAAACCUGAUCUAUUGUUUUAGAACUAUGAAUCUUGAGUGGUAUUUAAAAAAAAAGAUUCCUUUGUUAAUAUUUGAUUAGUUUCCACUGGAGGAGACGUGGGAUAUAGGAUUGUAUAGCACUUUAUUCUCAUUGCACAAGUACAACCAAGUUCCAUUUUCAGCACAGACCCAUUCAAAGGCAGACAUACACUGAACAAGAACGCUGAUGGGUCGCCACUACGGCGGUGCCCUGUAAAAAAAAAUGUCGAUCCCCAGACUAGGUCCUUUUUUUUUUUUUUAAGGAAGGGUUGAAGUGAUCUCGCUGGAGCGAAACCUGCCACACUUAUAGAAAAACUACAGAUGUGGGUCACAUGAUAAAUCUUAAGUGGUUUGGUUAAAAAAAAGAAAAAAGCGACAAUAUACUUUGGCGUAGUUUGCUUGGCAUUGGGACCACCGAAUAUGUGCCGUUUUCUCAAAGUAAACAUACAUUUCUGUUUAUAUCUGAUCAUACACAUAUUUAACUACUCAUGAUGUGUAAUAGCCUGUCUCAGGCAAUAUUUUUCUUUGACUACGUCUAGGGAUGGGUACCUAAUUCCAUCAGUUCUACGGGGUAUCGAUUCACGUGAAAUCAAACAAUGCCACAUUUAGACACCUUUGUUGCAUGUGACGUCACAUCCGGCUGCAGACAAGUAGUCAAACACUAAGAAGUAAUGAUACAAUUUUUCAUUA
Molecule: messenger RNA, 3254 nt
Organism: Entelurus aequoreus (snake pipefish)
Lineage: Eukaryota; Metazoa; Chordata; Actinopteri; Syngnathiformes; Syngnathidae
Product: GTPase IMAP family member 8-like
Exons: 6
Coding region: 554-2044 (496 amino acids)
Molecular function (GO): GTP binding
Source: RefSeq, a predicted model, not a curated record